AUGUCGUUCGCCGCGUACUGCGUCGCGUUCGCGUCUGCACUGGCGUUCGUGUCGGAAGCAACGGAUCCGGAAACGUCUACAAGCGGAUGUCCGGAGUGGUCGGUACCCGGAUAUCCGGACGAAUCGCUUCAAUACCUGAACGAGUUGCACGAAGCGACCAGAUCUCACGACGACGACGUGAUGUUCCUGCGGAAGAUGAUGGAGUUGGACUAUCUGUGGUGGCCCAUCCUCAUGGAGCCGGUCAAGGUCAAAUGGCCGACCGUGCUGUACUUCGACCAGUACAACGAACCGACGCCUACCGAGUACGUGGAAAACAGUGAGUUGCCAUUCGACUUGAUCUCCACCAUGCUGACGGAGAACACGUUCACCGGCUCGGACGUCGUGUUCGUGAUGAACGCGUUCAAGUCCGCUAUGACGUGUUCGGUGCUGAAGCACGUCUCUAUGCAGGCGCUCAUGCUGCACGUUCUGCUUACCACUUACCUCAAGACGAUACCGGAAGACGAGCGUGAGCUGUUCGAAGGGUGGCUGGCGACCAUGGUCCAGGUUGCGAUGGACAAGUUGACCGCGAUGGACCACUCGCAGGACCCGGACCAGUCGAUCACCCGAGCUCGCGUGCUCCUCGUGGAGAUGCGACGUGCGCUGUGGGGCGGCACCACGGAAGAAACUCUCGUAAAAGUUCACGAAAUCGGCAUGGAGAUGUACGCCGAGAUCGAGAAGACGUGCGCCGUGCCCAUCGGAGAAAAGGGCCAUUACAGCGUGUUGGCAAAAGAUUUGAACAGGGAGAAAAGAGUUGAAGAGCUCAAGGCCCACCGGACGCAGCUCACCGAGAUCAUGAGAGAAGCCUCCGAAGUGCACAACGUCGACAUAAUGCACAAGUACAAAGGCGACAUAGUCAUCGGAGAGGCCUUAACUGCAAAUGACAUCGCUGGCCUGACCGACGACACGAUGAAAAGAGCCAUAGCCGCAAAUCACAUCCAAAUGAACUUCUUGUACUUGAACUUGCCCAUACAGAUCUUGGCCGAGUCCCAGUGGAUCACCAUAUCCAAACCUAAGAUACCUAGGCUGCCGGGAAUACCUACUACCGUCCCACAGACCGACCUUUGUCGGUCGGUGAGGUGCCCUCACGGUCAGAGGUGCAUCGCGGACAAGGCUAGUGCGCAGCCGCGCUGUGUGUGCUAUGCGGACACGGAAUGCCACGGCGACGACAGCGGAGACGCCGCCGGAGGACCGGUCUGCGGCGACGACUAUAGAGACUAUCCAAGUCCGUGUCACGUCAGAAAGGCUUCCUGUGCGUCGGGCCGGAGCAUAGGAAUCAAAUACAGAGGACUGUGCGAUCCGUGUGACUAUAUAUCGUGCGAAGAACCCGAAAUAUGUCGUUUGGACUACGAGAGACGUGCCAGGUGCUUGUGCUCGGAAUUUUGCGGCGAAGACUUCAUUCCGGUAUGCGGGUCCGACGGCCGGACUUAUACGAACGAGUGCUUUCUACGGCGGCAGGCGUGUCGGAUGAUGCCAGGUCUGAGGAUCGUCUUCCACGGCCAAUGCGACCAGGGCGUAAACCCGUGUCUGAACUUCACGUGCUGGGAAGGAUCGCACUGCGCCAUCGAUCGUCUGGGCAUCGCCGUGUGCCGUUGUCCGGAGCCCACCCUUUGCGAAACGUCGGUGCGACCUGUUUGCGGCACAGACGGUUAUACUUACGAGUCCAAAUGCAUGUUGGAACGGAUCGGGUGCAACAGGAGGUCCGGCGUCAAGUUGGCAUACCACGGACAUUGCGGGGAAUCGAAUCCGUGCAACGGGUACAUGUGCAACUUCGCGGCCACUUGUAAAGUGAGAGACGGAAAAGCAGCCUGCGAAUGUCCUUUUUGUUCCGAACACCACGAGCCCGUGUGCGGCGACGACGGUAACACGUAUAGUAACGAGUGCAAGUUGAAGUACCACAGCUGUCAGCAGAAGAAAAUAAUCGUAAUGGCCCACCGCGGAACGUGUAACGAUUGUACAAAAAUGAAUUGUCAGUUUCACUCGGUUUGCGAAAGCGAUGGAAUGGAGGCCAAGUGCGUCUGCCCGACGUUCAAAUGUGCAAACGCAAGCGGUAAAGUUUGCGGUACCGACGGCAUUACGUACACAGACCUUUGUCAUCUACAAAACGCCAGUUGUGCAACAAGGAAGAAAAUAUUCACCGCGUACGCGGGCGAAUGCGGGUCGUGUCACGAUCAGAAAUGCAACUGUCCCGAAACAUGCGUGGACACGAAAUCAAAAGAACCCGUCUGCGGGUCCGACCUGAUCACCUACAACAGCGAAUGCGAACUCCUCCAAAGGUCGUGCGUAAAAAACGGCACUCACAAUUUGACGAUUCUGUUCUACGGUGACUGCAAGGAAUCUUCGUCCAUAGGUAAAAUUUUAAAACCUCACGGUUCGGUGGAAAACAGCGUUUACAGCAACAACAACGACGUGUGCAAAGACAUUAAAUGUGACUACGACGCCACGUGCGAGGUCGGACCCGACGGAUUUCCUCGGUGUUCGUGUAUAUUCAACUGUUCAGCUACCGACUCCUCGCCCGUUUGCGCGUCGGACGUUCGCACUUACAACUCAUUGUGUCUGAUGAAAAUGGAAGGGUGUCAGAGGCAACAAGAACUCCGGCUGAGGCCCAUGGAGUUGUGCCAAGGCAUGGAGGUCAAACCUUGCAACGGUAAGAAACCCUUGAUGAACCAUCUGAACGGCAGAGAAUUAGACUGCGGCCACGGUCCCGACAGGCAAGACUGUCCGUCGACCAGUUAUUGUCAUCAAACAUCUAGGUUCGCCAAGUGCUGUAAUAAAUCUGAUCGAGACACAACAAUCGUUUCGGACAGUUGUCAAAAUUCGUCUUAUGGCUGCUGCCCUGAUAAAAAGACACCGGCAAAAGGACCGAAAAAUCUUGAUUGUCCUUUGCAGUGCAAUUGCAAUAAAUUGGGGUCGAUAUCAGAGGAGUGUGUCGACAAGAAAUGCCUGUGCAAAUCGGGAGUUGGUGGAGAAAAGUGUGAUCGGUGUGAACCCGGGUAUUGGGGAUUACCGAAAAUAUCAUCAAAUCAUCAAGGGUGCAUGCCUUGUGGUUGUUCUCUGCUGGGUUCGGUCCGAGACGACUGUGAACAAAUGACCGGACGUUGCGUUUGUAAGCCAGGAGCCGUAGGACCAAAGUGCAAUAAAUGUGAAGACAGUUCUAAAAUUUUAAACCCUGCAGGAUGUGUUUCGCCUGACAUGGCGAUGCAAAAUUUAACGUCUUGUAGUCAACUCGUCUGCUAUUAUGGAGGCGUGUGCGAGAUGAAUAACGACAAACCGUCUUGUGUAUGUCGGGCGACAUGUGCCGAGGACGCGAUACGUACGACUUUGGUGUGCGGUAGUGACGGGCAAACGUAUAGCUCCGAGUGUCAACUAAAACUGUACGCGUGUCGCUAUCAAAAAGACAUAGUCGUCAAGUCACACACGUCGUGUAAAGACGAAAAUCUCAUACUGCCAGGCACGGAGGGGCCGAAAUUCACCGAGCCCCAGGACAUAGUCAUGUCGAAGUCGACGCGACACCUGUUGUUUUCUGAACUGCCCAAUUUCACUUACAACACUUCCGGCGGCUACGAAGUGGACAUCAUACCCGAGGUCCAAGACCUGACCGGGAGGACGACGUCGGAAUCCACAGAUCGGGAAAUGUCACUGUGUGACCCGAAUCCGUGCCAGAACAGCGGGGAAUGCGAGCGACUGGAUUCUGGCGGUUUCCAGUGCCAUUGCCCCGCCACGCACAGUGGCACCGUUUGUUCCAACCCGGAGGAAGUCAGAGAACACAAAUCGGCUGCGUUCAACGGACAUUCGUACGUUCAGUUGAAAAAAUUGAAAGCAUACCACAGGUUCAGUCUGGAAAUGGAAUUCAAAAGCUUUUCGGACGACGGGAUUCUGCUGUACGACCAACAGCAACCGGAUGGGUCUGGAGAUUUCAUAUCGAUAGCAAUAGUCAAUAAGUUUGUCGAAUUUAAAUACAAUCUGGGCAACGGGGCCGUAGUCCUGACUUCUGUACACCCGAUAACGAUCGGCACUCGGCACAAGAUCGUGGCUAAGCGAUAUCAAAAAGACGGUCUGCUGCAGUUCGAAGACCACGAGCCGGUCCGAUCAGUGUCCAUGGGGUCUCUCAGGUCGCUGGACCUAAACGACAACGCAUACAUCGGAUACGUCCCGAUCGUGCAUCAAAAGAUAUUCGAAAACAUCGGUGUGAAAUCGGGAUUGAUCGGGUGCGUGCACAGUGUGAAAAUAGGACGUUACUCUGUAAACUUGUUGGGAUUCGAAGACGGCGAUUUGGUGACCAACUCCGAAGGAGUGACGGAAUGUCAAAAGAGUUGUUCGAAUGGCACGUGCGCUUGUACAGGCAAUUCAUGCUACGACGACAUGGCCUGUUCGUCGGAGCCCUGCAGCUUCGGAUCUACUUGCGAGUCCUUGCCAGGCGGCCGAUACGCCUGUUUUUGUCUGCCUGGACUGACGGGCGCCAACUGUGAUAAAUUCGAGUACGGUCUGACCAAAUACUUUUCGCCAGAGUUCAACGGCAAGAACUCGUUUCUCAGCAUACCGCUGACCGAAGACCUUCGCAGGACCACUCGCCUAGAACUGUGGUUCGGAACGACCUCCGACAUGGGCUUGUUGCUGUACAGCGGUCAAUCGUACACGGGACAAGGAGACUUCAUUUCUGUUUACUUGUCGGGCGGCCGAGUGAGACUCACCUACGAUUUGGGCAACGGCAAGACGAACAUCACUACCGACGAGAAGAUUGUUUUUCUGCCUCAAUGGAAUUUGCUGAAAAUCAAAAGAUUCGACAACCAAGCUUCCAUUCAGCUGAACAACGGCAACGUUACCACAAUCAGCUCAAGUUCCCCACUUGUCGAAUUGAACUUGGAACUGCCGUUGUACAUUGGCGGUGUACCUGCCACCAUUAUGUUGGGCCAAGAGUCGAUCGCCGACAAACCUUUCAACGGCAUCGUCCAGAGGGUAAUACUCAACGAAAAAACGUGUAACCUGUCGUCGGGUCUCAGCCAGGAGGUGACUCCCUAUCGAGGAGCUCCUUGUGGUUACGCUCCUUGUCUGAAUGGCGGCACGUGUUUUCCGGUCCUCUCUAGAUUUUUGUGCCAUUGUGGCCCACAGCACUUCGGUCCGUUGUGCGAACACACGCAUAAAUCAUAA
Messenger RNA from Macrosiphum euphorbiae (potato aphid), 5184 nucleotides. The record is from the annotation of a GenBank genome assembly. NCBI's taxonomy places the organism in Eukaryota, Metazoa, Arthropoda, Insecta, Hemiptera, Aphididae.